CGGCCGUAAAUCUAGCUGUGCUUCCUAGCUUCUCGUGUUAGAGUUCGAGCUCUCACUUACUUGCGCGAUCAUGUCGAAAAAACCAGGCGACGCCGUGCUCGAGGACAGCCUUGGCAAUGGCGAUGUACUCGACGACGCCGAUCUUGUGACGUCAGAGAAGCGGGGGACUGAAUUUGAUACUCGGGACAUGAACCGCAUGGGCAAAUUGCCACAAUUGAGACGGAACUUUCGCUUCCCAUCCAUCUUCGGAUACUCGGUGGUCCUCGGUGCAACCUGGGAAUUCGCACUCGUCAUCGUGGCUCUCUCGUUGACCAACGGGGGGACAGCCGGUGGCAUUUGGAUGUUUUUCGUUGUUUGUGUGGGAAUGUACUUCGUGGUCCUAUCCAUGGCGGAAAUGGCCUCGAUGGCGCCAACCUCCGGAGGACAAUAUCACUGGGUUUCUGAGUUUGCGCCGCCGAAGUAUCAGAAAUUCCUCAGCUACAUGGUCGGUUGGUUUGCUGUGAUUGGAUGGCAAGCCGCCAUGGCCAGUAUUUCCUUUGCGUGUGCUCAACAAUUUGAAGGGCUCAUCGCUUUGAAUGUACCCAAUUAUGUUGUUCAAGGAUGGCAUGGAACCCUCCUUAGUAUUGGUGUCACUAUCUUUGCUAUGGUGUGGAACACUGUGCUCGUGAGAAAGCUUCCCUUGGUCGAAGGCAUUAUAGUCAUCCUACACAUCUUCGGAUUCUUUGCCUUCGUCGUCGUUUUGUGGGUCAUGGCUCCACGGUCCGAUCCUAAAGAAGUCUGGACCGACUUCCAGGACAAUGGCGGUUGGGGAAGUAUUGGUCUAUCUUGUCUGGUUGGCAUGACCGGUCCCGUUAUUACCUUGAUUGGAGCAGAUUCAGCAUGCCACCUGUCCGAAGAGCUGAAAGACGCCUCAUACGUGCUUCCAAGGUCCAUGGUAGCCACUGCCACUGUGAACUAUAUUCUGGGAUUUGUCAUGACAAUUACCGUCAUGUCAACUCUCGGUGAUGUAACCUCAGUCCUCACCACCACGACCGGCCAGCCCUACAUCCAAGUUGUCUUGAAUGCGACUCAGUCUCGUGUUGGGACAUCGAUCCUGACGGCACUAGUAGCUAUUUUGCUCCUAUUCUCAGCUGUCAAUUUGGUCACAACAUCUUCUCGCCAGCUCUUCGCCUUCGCCCGGGAUAAGGGACUUCCCUUUUCAAGUACCCUUGCCUAUGUACGUCCAAACUGGGAUAUUCCUCUAAACGCUGUGCUGGCAACUUUGAUGUUCAGCACACUCCUCAGUCUUAUCAUCAUCGGCUCCACCAUCGCGUUCAAUAUCAUCAUCUCAAUCGGUCAAGUUGGGACCGUCGCCUCGUACAUUGUUGCUAUCGCCUGCAUUGCGAGGAAGCGAAUAAUGGGAGAAACCCUUCUACCAUCUAGAUUCAGCCUUGGACGAGCCGGUCUAGCGAUCAACACCAUUGCGCUAUGCUUCUUGACUCUGGCAUUUGUGUUUCCCUUCUUCCCGGCUUCCCCGCAUCCGAAUGCAGCGGCAAUGAAUUGGAAUAUUCUAAUAACGGGAUUCGUUAUCGUCGUAGCGCUCAUAUACUACUUCCUCAAAGCAAAGAACAUAUACCGUGGGCCGGUUGAGUACGUCAAGCGAUUAUCACAAUAGAAGAAACGAAAUUGUCUUGAACUUGUCUUUCGUCGCUUUCCUGUGGGAUCCUUCUUGCAUUAAUAGUUCUCUCAACAGCUUGCCUAGCAACACUCUCUAGGUAGCCCUAGGUGAGACAGCAACUAUCGUACGAUGCAUUCACCGAGCCGGCAUUAGACGCGCGUUCUUGCUUCUCAUACAUCCCUAUAGCAGGUUGCAUUUUUCUUGAAAAGACCACUUUCUACCUUUCCAAUCGGC
This is a messenger RNA of Hyaloscypha bicolor E, 1891 nucleotides long. RefSeq names its product amino acid transporter. Gene Ontology annotation, cellular component: membrane. NCBI's taxonomy places the organism in Eukaryota, Fungi, Ascomycota, Leotiomycetes, Helotiales, Hyaloscyphaceae. Gene Ontology annotation, biological process: transmembrane transport. Bases 71 to 1654 code for a protein of 527 amino acids. The record is from RefSeq and is a predicted model, not a curated record. The transcript has 6 exons. Gene Ontology annotation, molecular function: transmembrane transporter activity.